Molecule: messenger RNA, 775 nt
Organism: Eruca vesicaria subsp. sativa (arugula)
Lineage: Eukaryota; Viridiplantae; Streptophyta; Magnoliopsida; Brassicales; Brassicaceae
Source: the annotation of a GenBank genome assembly
AUGUCUAUUAGGAGGACUAGUCGCCAGGACGGGUCUAUUAGGAGGACUAGUCGCCAGGACGGGUCUAUUAGGAGGACUAGUCGCCAGGACGGUCGAUUCUUCACGGCAGAAACAAUAGCCUUCUGGGACAUCAAUGCCUGCCCGAUUCCUGAUGGCCUCGAUGCAAGAGAUCUAAGCAAGUGCGUUAACCAGACCCUUAUAAACAUGAAUUACUGUGGUGAAGUGUGUUGGAGGCUAUACGGCGAUACUGAAAUGGACAAAAUCGGUCCGACUAAUCGUACACUUCGGUAUUGUGGCAUGCUUAGCAUGCCAAUAUUGGAGCAGAUAUUACUGGACUUAUACGGUGAGACUCUGUCUAAACGUGGUACACCAUUAAAUAUAGUGCUAAUUGCUGGAGAUAUAUCAAAAGACGAAGCCAUCAUCAAUGCUUUCACUCUUUUGCCAAAGAGUGGUUGGGUCAAUAUUCUUGUAUGUCAGCCAUCAGCUGUUGAGGCAGCAGUAUUCUCCUCUAAAGUUCAGCUUCCACCUUGGGAAAAAUUUGUAGAAACUGCUUUUGCGAUUCUUGAAAAGAGGGGGAAAGAUAGGCGUUUCUUUGGUGAUAUCUGAAGACAAAAUCAAGCAAGCUUUCUCUCACUAUAUUGCUUCGUUUUUCUCUAAACUCUUGUGUCUUUCCUAUGAUUUUCUGUUGCUAAAGCCUUGUAUUUUAACUUAAAGCAAUAAAAAACAAAAACUAUGGAUUUGGUUAUUAUUUUUCAUUCUCUAUGUUUCAUUUUGC